Messenger RNA from Emiliania huxleyi CCMP1516, 618 nucleotides. RefSeq lists its product as hypothetical. Bases 1 to 618 code for a protein of 205 amino acids. The record is from RefSeq and is a predicted model, not a curated record. The transcript is spliced from 2 exons. NCBI's taxonomy places the organism in Eukaryota, Haptophyta, Isochrysidales, Noelaerhabdaceae.
AUGCGAACGUACCUCGUCGAGAGCGGGUACCCCCAGGCGGCCGACAUGCCGGGCGACGUGACAGGAGGGCAGCUGCGCUACCUUUGGAAGCAAACAUCCGGCGCAAACCCGUCUGCCGCCCCGACGACCCUUCAGUACGACGACUCCGGCGCUCCGAUUCGGCCCAACAUCCUUCGCAUUCGCGACGCCGCCACGAGGACGAGCCUGGUGAGGCAGUACCUCAUCGCGAGCGGCCAUCCCGAGGCGGCCGACAUGGCAGGCGACGCGAGUCGGGGGGCGCUGCACAACCUGUGGAGGCGGACCUCCGCCGCACGCCAGUCACGGCUUCGCCACCGCGACGAGGGGCGCCAGCGCAGCGCUGUGCGGCGCGAGCAGGAUCGAGAUCGACCGUCCGGAUACCUCAAGGCGCGCAAUAGCACGGCGCGGCCCGUCCGGGAGGGCGAAACUCCGGUUCCGGCUGCGGGCGCCAAGGCGAUGCUCAGGUACGACCCCAAGGCGCACGAGGCCGCUGCGUACGUCGAUCUUGGCAGCCUCACGCCCGAUGACCCCGCCGACUGGCGUGUCUGCACGUACUGCAAAGCCUUGCUAUGGCCGGACGAGGCGCUUCGCGCCCAGUGA